Molecule: messenger RNA, 714 nt
Organism: Clonostachys byssicola
Lineage: Eukaryota; Fungi; Ascomycota; Sordariomycetes; Hypocreales; Bionectriaceae
Source: the annotation of a GenBank genome assembly
AUGACACAGGGGAUCGCAACCGCCAGGGAAUCAGGAGCCAUGCUUCGUCAACGUCGUCCUCAGCCAUCUAAGGAUCAGGCUCAUCCUCCUCCUACCGAAAUGGCCAGAUCAGACAACCGGACGGGCGGCGGCAUCGCUUCCUGGAGCGUGCGCAGCCAGUGGAUGUUCUUCGCCGUUGCCAGUGGUGCCUGUGCCGCCUUCAACGGUGUAUUUGCCAAGCUAACAACAACCGAGCUGACGACCAAGCUGUCGAAUGCAAUCGCCAGCGGGCUUGGCCUCUCCUCAGCAGAGAGAAUCGUAGAGAUUGCCGUUCGAGGAAUAUUCUUCGCACUCAACUUGACUUUCAAUGGCGUCAUGUGGUCUCUCUUCACCACCGCCUUGGCUCGAGGCACAUCAACCACUCAAGUGUCCAUCAUGAACACCUCCACCAACUUCAUGCUCACUGCCUUCCUCGGCCUCAUCAUCUUUUCAGAGUCAUUGCCGCCAAUGUGGUGGGCCGGCGCAGCUCUCCUCGUGGCCGGGAAUGUCAUCAUCGGCCGUAAGGACGAGACAAAGGAUGCAGAUGGCGCCGCGGAGAAUGAAAUCCUAGUCCAACAAGAAGAGGGGCAGUCGGAGCCUGAAGAAGACACCGCGCCUCCUGGUAUCUACAAGGAUGAGGUUGUAGAUGAAGACGUCGUUGAUCUGGGUGAGAUAAACAACCAACGCAGGUCGUGA